Phytophthora megakarya is the source of this 1275-nucleotide messenger RNA. The record is from the annotation of a GenBank genome assembly. NCBI's taxonomy places the organism in Eukaryota, Oomycota, Peronosporomycetes, Peronosporales, Peronosporaceae.
CAACGCCUCGUACACAAUGUGCUGUAUGGAUUUCUGAAAAUCUCGCGAUCAGGCGACGCCAGGACUACAACGGACGCUUUCCAGACAGGGAUCGCGGACGAUCCUGAUCGUGGGUCAGUGUUGGGACGAAGAUCAUACAUUGACGACAUCAUGAUCGCAGCAGAAUCAGUGGAAGAUCUGUUGGAGGCUUGUGAUAAGCGGAAUUUAUCGAUCAGUGUGGUGAAGAGCUUCUGGAGCAUGGAUAAGGUAGGAUAUCUGGGGCGCCGAGUGUCGCUCGGAGGUCUAGAGGCGAACCCAAAAGAUCUGAAAUCCCUGAGCGAUCUGCCAUUCCCCAGGUCACUUCGAUCCAUGCAGUCGUUCCUGGGUAGUUUGAAUUACUACAGCCGAUUCAUUGAUGACUACGCUAUUUACGCUUCGGUGCUACAUGAACUACGCGAGGUGGAGAUCGCAGAACUGGAGAAACGAUCAGAUGUAAGGAAGAUCAUGGACCAGAACGACCCGAUUGCACGAGAUAACAGCCCACUGGAGCUGCGGCUGGCGGAACCAUUAGAUGAUAGGUGGAUCAGGGCGCAUAGGGCUUUCACCACCCUGAAAACCAAGAUCGCGACGACCCCAAUUCUCCGCCACUUCGAUGAGACGAGAACGCCGGUAGUUAUUGUAUAUGCCAGUGAUUGGGCGAUAUCCACGUCGUUGACGCAAGAACACGACGGGAUCUACCAUCCGGUCGCGUUCGCCAGCCGUACCUUGAAGACGAACGAGUUGAAUUAUAAUGUGACGAAAAGGAGGAUCUUGGAUCUCUACUACAAUUUAUUAGUAGGACGCGAGAUCCGGGUCCUGACGAGGCAUUCCACGUUAGUCUGGCUGUUCAAGUCGACAGGAUUACAGGGUCGCCUAGGGCAAUGGUCAACCCACCUGGCCCCGUGGACUCUCGAGGUCACGAAGUGCACGAAGGGCAAGGACGAGAUACUGGGGGCGAUCGCCUCCAGCAUCAAGCUGAGGGCGAAUAUGGACGACGCUCUAACCAACAUCGCCCCUCGGAAGGAACCUAAACGCCGGAUCCAAACGCCGAUACUCACCGUGGAUCGAGAAGAGGAAUUAUGGGUGGUCAGUUGUGAUGGAUCAGCUCGAGUGAAGCAUGGCGGUGGCGCGUUCAGCGCGAUCGUGUGGAGUCUGCACGGAUGGGAGGUGGUCAAAGCUAGAUCGAGUUACCUCGAGAGUCUCGCCGUGAACGAGGCAGAAUACAACGGCCUGAUCCUGGGACUCGGCAUGCUAUAG